CAAUGGCAAUGGUUGGUAGGGGCUAGCGAGUUACCUAACUGCAUCCUGACAGAACUGGUUUUCUCCGCAUCGCAUCGCAUCGCCCAAACACGCAGGAAUGCUUGACCCGUUGAUGGUGGAUGAUCGCAGACACGGAUUAAGUAACCAGCGCUAUCCGGAACUAUUGCUCUCGGUGGAUCCCUCGUUGGAUGUCUGGGACUCCUUCUGGGUCCCCCGACCGAUCGCCGUAAUUGGAGACUCGAGCACCGGACUGCGCGCUAGAGGAGGUCAUUCCGAAGCUGAUUAUCAUGGUCCCCAUCCUUAUUCGCCAAACCACCGCGAGGGACGCCUGUGGCUAUCACUCUCCCACUGCUUCAGGUCUCCAUCUCACUCACUCUCCUCUCCCGAAGAGCGGAGGCCUGCAAUCCGUCUCGCAGUCUCGGUUCAUUAUUAUCGGAUGCUUGCCAAGCCAGUAUUCUGAACGGAGUAGCGUCUGGUGGAGACCCGGCCAUGUGUGCGACUAGUUCGUUUGGAUGCACUGAGAAGGUGCCAUCUAUCUAGAUAGAUGGGAAGACAGUGGCGGUUCACACU
Molecule: messenger RNA, 570 nt
Organism: Aspergillus sclerotioniger CBS 115572
Lineage: Eukaryota; Fungi; Ascomycota; Eurotiomycetes; Eurotiales; Aspergillaceae
Exons: 1
Coding region: 98-460 (120 amino acids)
Source: RefSeq, a predicted model, not a curated record